Messenger RNA from Anguilla rostrata (American eel), 4591 nucleotides. RefSeq names its product potassium voltage-gated channel subfamily D member 2-like. The transcript has 7 exons. The record is from RefSeq and is a predicted model, not a curated record. Gene Ontology annotation, molecular function: A-type (transient outward) potassium channel activity; protein binding. Gene Ontology annotation, cellular component: neuronal cell body; postsynaptic membrane; dendritic spine. NCBI's taxonomy places the organism in Eukaryota, Metazoa, Chordata, Actinopteri, Anguilliformes, Anguillidae. Gene Ontology annotation, biological process: protein homooligomerization; potassium ion transmembrane transport. The coding region runs from base 713 to 2599 and encodes 628 amino acids.
ACAGCGCUCAGACCGGAGAGGAACUUCUGCCUUCACUGCAGUGGCACGUUCCGACUAGAGUCACCGAGAGGAUAUUCGGAGGAGAACCAAACCAACUUACAAUCAAUGGGCUGUAGGGUACUUAUUACUUACACGACUCGUAUGGCCACGCAUUGUUUUUAAUUACAUUAUUUUCGGUUAUCUGUAGCUGUAUAUAUUCUGGAGCUGGGGGGUCUCUGACACCGUUGCCGUGGAUUUCUUUUUUGUCUUCUGAGUCUGCCUGCUCUCGGCUCAGCCGUGCCUGCCUGUCGCGGUGGUCUCUCGGUCAUUGCUGGAUCAGGUGAAGGUUUCACACAGAAAACGUCGCGGAGGGAGAGACCACUCUUGGAAGGUCGUUUUUUCCCGUCGCGUAAGCAGAAGGCAACGAAUGACCAUGCCUUUUGAUUGCGCGCAAGCCUUUCAUCGAAAUCGCAGGGCGUGAUCAAAAUUUGUCCUGAACUUGUUGCUGUGCCGUUCCGAAAAUUCGGAGUGAAUUUGAUUGACACCUUGGAUAAAGUACUGUUCGGGCGUUAGUCUGCGAAACAGUGUGCAACAUUAGGGGAUAAACUAUAUGCAUCUUUGUUAAAGCGCUCGUUUCUACGCCGAGAUGUCUUUUCGUUGCCACGCGGAAAUACAGUAAUCUUCGAAGGGUCAGCCUGCUUCAGCCGGACCAAGUUUCGGAAAGCCGGUCGGCAUGGCAGCGGGAGUGGCAGCGUGGCUUCCUUUCGCGCGCGCGGCAGCCAUAGGAUGGAUGCCCGUGGCGAGCGCCCCGAUGCCGACGCCCCCGAGGGAGAAGAGGAGGACGCAGGACGGGCUGAUCAUCCUCAAUGUCAGCGGCGCCAAGUUUCAGACCUGGCGCAACACUUUGGAAAGGUACCCGGACACGCUGCUUGGAAGCACAGAACGGGAUUUCUUUUUCCACGAGGAAACCAAUGAAUACUUUUUUGACCGAGAUCCUGACAUAUUUCGCCACAUUCUUAAUUUUUACCGCACCGGCAAACUGCACUAUCCCCGCCACGAGUGCAUUUCCGCCUACGACGAGGAACUUGCGUUCUUUGGGAUAAUACCUGAAAUCAUCGGAGACUGCUGUUACGAAGAGUACAAAGACCGACGGCGAGAGAACGCCGAGAGGAUCCAGGACGACGAAGACAAUGACAACAAUGCUGAUUUGGUGGACCCUGAUAUGACCUUUCGGGAGUCAAUGUGGCGAGCAUUUGAAAACCCUCACACCAGCACAAUGGCGCUGGUGUUCUAUUACGUCACUGGGUUUUUCAUCGCGAUUUCCGUCAUGGCCAACGUAGUGGAGACGGUGCCCUGCGGGAGCUCGCCCAACCGAGUUAAGGAGGUGUCGUGCGGUGAGCGCUACGCCUUGGCUUUCUUCUGCUUGGAUACGGCCUGCGUCAUGAUCUUCACUGUCGAGUACUUGUUGCGUCUGUUGGCAGCGCCCAGUAGGUUCAAGUUCGUUAAAAGUGUCAUGAGCAUCAUCGACGUGGUCGCGAUCAUGCCCUACUACAUCGGGUUGGUCAUGACCAACAACGAAGACGUCAGUGGGGCGUUUGUCACUUUGAGGGUGUUCCGAGUGUUCCGGAUUUUCAAAUUCUCCCGGCAUUCUGCGGGGUUGCGUAUCCUUGGUUACACACUGAAGAGCUGCGCCUCGGAGCUGGGAUUCUUGCUCUUCUCGCUGACUAUGGCCAUCAUAAUCUUCGCCACGGUGAUGUUCUACGCCGAGAAAGGAGACUCAUCCACCAAGUUCACCAGCAUCCCAGCGGCUUUCUGGUACACCAUUGUCACCAUGACAACACUGGGGUACGGCGACAUGGUCCCCAAAACCAUCGUGGGGAAGAUUUUUGGGUCGAUCUGCUCCCUGAGUGGGGUGCUGGUGAUCGCCCUGCCCGUGCCCGUCAUCGUGUCCAACUUCAGCCGGAUCUACCACCAGAGCCAGCGGGCGGAGAAGCGCCGCGCGCAGAAGAUAACCAGGCUCGCUAGAAUUCACGCGUCGAAGAGCGGCGGUGCUAACGCCUAUUUGCAGUACAAACGCAACGGGCUCCUGAGCGCCGCCCUGGAGCAGGCCUCCAAGGAAGCGGGACAGGCCCAGGUGUCCAAGACCAGCCCCACCUUCCUGACUCAGCACCAUCACCUGCUGCACUGCCUGGAGAAGACCACAAACCAUGAGUUUGUGGAUGAGAAGGCGUACGAGGCCGGCUGUAUGGAGGUGUCACUGGUGAAUAAGCUGGGCUCCCGCUCCUCCUCCCUGAGCUCCUCCCAGCACGGCCUCUCCUCCUGCUGCUCCCGCCGAAACAGGAAGAACAACCUCCACCUGCCCAACUCCAUCGCCUCCGGUCGCCAUGGCAGCCUGCAGGAGCUCAGCACCAUCCAGAUCCAGGAGAGGUCACUGCCCAACAGCAGGGCCAGUCUGAAUGCAAAGCUGGAGGAGACCAUGCCGCUGAACUGCGCUCAGCCCUACCUGACGGCGGCCGUCAUCACCGCGCCGACCCCGCCCUUGACCACGCCCGAAGGUGACGAGUCCACCAGCUCCGCCGACUACUCACAGAGCAACAUCAUCAGAGUGUCAGCGCUAUAGACCCGCCCCCUCCUGGGUGACGGACAGCAGUGCAGGACCGGAUUUUAUUUUCCUACACUGUGUGAAACUCUGGCCACAGUGACACUGAUGCAAUUGAUCUCCCACCCCCCCCCCCAUCAGCAGGGGGCAGUGUCUGGUGAGCACCACCAGACUCACCUCACUGGAUCUUACAAUCUUACAGAGGAGUUCUUUUUAAAAUAUCACGUGUCAUUCAGUGUCUUUUGUCUUUUUUCUUUGUGGAACAAUGGCCAGUUUCGUUAAAGGCAAAGACUUUAACAUGGACUCAAGGUGAAAAACUAUCAUGCAUGACCAAAGGGAACAGUCUACCUGCAGCACACAUCGACUUUUACGGACUCCUGCAGACCCAACUUCCUCCUCGACAUCGCCAGCAUGAGCAAUAAGCAUCUGUCACUGUCUCAUCCAUCCCUAAAAACUGGUCAUGUGAUCACUUGCUCAGACGCUGGUCCUUAAUUCUACGCUGAGGUGACCAGUACAAGUGAUGCAUUGAUUCAGUUAGUUUCCUGUUGUGCAGUCAUUAUGGAUGACUUAACAUCCUGUCCUUUUCACUCCAAGGCAUUUUAAUUUUACCCAUUGCUGCAAGCAGGCGACUCAAAUGAGAUCUCCUGAUCGCUGAUACACUUCACAUUGGCACUGUAGGCUCGGCUGAACCCUUUCACGGUGGGAAAGCAGACAUUUUGUCAAAUUUGUGUUAAUAAGCACACCUUUUGAAGCGUGGAUAAUCUUUUAAAAGCAAGGUGAGCUGACGUCAGAGCACCCAAAUCACAGUGCCGGGCUGUAAUUGAAUUUUUAAACCCGUGAAAUAGAAUUCCUGUUUGUGAAACGUGAGAACUGUAGAAGAAGCCGCGUUUGCUUCUAUUGAUUGGCUCUGAUUAGUUGCUGUAAAGAAGGAAAAUCAUACUGGCUUGCACAAACGUGCAAGGAAAAGGCCAAUGUGCAGCUCCUGGAGACAUCGUACUCUUCACAGCGAGAGCUGAGCUGCUCCGUUAGUAAUAUGCAGCUUCUGUUUAAUGAGGCAGCAUCAAGCAGCUAAACGAUUUAGUCUCCAACUGGGGUUAGUGUGGGAUAACAAUAUCAAGUUUGGGAUUUGUGGGAACGUGAAUAAAUCACAUUAAUGUUAAAUACUAUUUUUUUCAUUGCGAAAGAGGAAAAUUAGAGAAUUCACGCACGCUGUCAUCCCCCCGCUUUGCGCUGCACUGUGCAAAUCGAUCCAGAGCUUUUACCUCACCCCAAAUUCAGAGCGGUCGACGGGCCAUCACGCCCCUUUCCCAUGAUCCUCCUCACCUGGGCCUGUAGGGGAACGAGCACAUUCGUACCACUGCCUGAUUGGACGUAUGCGAUGUCUUUGUACACUUUUUAUUUACAUUGACAAAAGCAGACAUAUUUUUUACAAAAACAAAAAGCCAAAAAAAAAAAAAAAGACAGAUGGUCCUGUGUUGGUGUUGGAAUUUUACCCUUUUUAUUUUAAUUUUCAGUUGUUGAAAAAAAGGAACUCGGUCACUGUUUUGUGAACUAGUGCUGUGAAUUGUUCUCCUGUAUUGUCAAUACUGAUCUCAGUUUGUGGCUUUUUAAAAAAUAAUUUCAACUGCUGUUUCUAGAAUCUUCUUUGGGUUUUGCGGUCUAAUCAAAAAAAAAAAAUUUUUUUAUCGAUUCAGUAUUUUCUUUCCUAUCAAUUUAAGGUUGAAUAUUUGCAUGCAGCCAUUGAAGAAUUUGGAUUCAUUGUGCUAGAGAAGGUCUUUCAGUUUGUCUGUGGCGAUUCAAGACUCCAGUCAGAUAUGUUUAAUGCACAUGAGAUUAUGUACAUUUUAAAAAAUACGACUAUUAUUAAUUAUUGCUUUAAAUUUGUUACAACUUGUGCUGUGGACAAAAAAACGUAAGAUAUUGAUAAGUCAGAAAGACAAAAAUACAGUCCAGCGCAGCAUCUAUGAAUAAAUGAAUAAUGGAUUCAUUGUUCUAAUAAAAUACUGGGGAAAA